This is a messenger RNA of Clupea harengus (Atlantic herring), 641 nucleotides long. RefSeq names its product 5-hydroxytryptamine receptor 3A-like. Bases 6 to 641 code for a protein of 211 amino acids. The transcript has 4 exons. NCBI's taxonomy places the organism in Eukaryota, Metazoa, Chordata, Actinopteri, Clupeiformes, Clupeidae. The record is from RefSeq and is a predicted model, not a curated record.
AGCACAUGCGGUGGGACCCCGCCCAGUUUGGGGGGGUCCAGCAGGUAACUGUUCCGUCAGGAAGACUGUGGAAGCCAGAUGUGAUUCUCUAUGAGAUAGCGGGGCUGGAGGAUUACGAUAGGUCCACUCAAGUGUCAAUCACUCAUGAGGGAUGGGUGGAGCAAUGGCAGCCCCGCCUCCUGGAGUCCAGCUGUCCUCUCAACUUAUUUCACUUCCCCCUGGACACACACACGUGCAAUCUGACAUUCAUGUCACAGGCACACACAGUAGGGGAAGUGGACCUGUAUUGGGGCCCAGGCAUCCGUAGUGGUCAGGGGGACGUCUCUUUCUCCAGAGGCGAGUGGGAGCUCACGUCUCUCUCCGUCCCCACCAACCCCCAGCAACAGAGCCUAUGUAACCGCCCCUCAGUCAGAGUGCAGGUGACAGUGCGCAGACGUCCUCUUCUCUAUGUGGUGAUGCUGCUGUUGCCCACAUCGGUCCUGAUGCUGCUGGACUUGCUAUCUCUCCUCAUCCCUGCCUACCUCAAACAGCGCCUCAGCGUCACGGUAACCAUCUUCACAGGCCACUUCAUCUUCCUCAUCACCAUCUUCACACUCUUCCCGCCUUUCACCAUCAAGCUGCCUCUUAUUGGUGAGUGUUAA